AGCUGGUUCUGAGGUGAUGCCCUCAUUCUCAAUGAUUUGCAUCUGUCUGAAGUGAAUUCAUGGGCUUGUGUGCAAUGCAAAACACAUGUGAAAUGUUAUUUAGUGUGAGACGUGAUCCAGAAAUGAAUUAAAGUACAUGCAUCGUCGCGUUAUUAAUGUCACCUGUCACAUGAAUGACAUUUUAAACGAAAUAUAUAUUAUUUUUUAAUUAUUUCAUGUCAAAACACGAAACCUAAAUCAUAUCUAAUGAAAUAUUAUAGCCUUGCAUAUCCCAAACUUUCACCGACGUUUUGCCUUUAUUUUAUAUCAUUCCUCGUCCUUCAUUUUUUCUUUUGUCUUCUUGCAUUUGCAUAGUGUGAGGGUGUUAAUUAUGGUUAAUAUUUUAAUCACGGGUGAGGCUGUUUCACACAUUCAGAUUAAGUUACAGUGUAAGCGCGUGACGCACGGCACGUGUCUGUUACCACGACAACAACAAACUUCACGGAGAAACUGAAACUUCUUGUUUUGUGGCCAGUUUUAGCUGCAUGUCUCGGAGUCAGUCUUCACGGAGAACCGGGAGCAUGAGGCCGGUAAACGCCGCCGCUGACGGCCGGAAGAUGCGCAGCAUCAUCGCGGAGGAUCCCGAGUGGUCCCUGGAGCUGGUUCCUCUGCUAACAACUCUCUGUCUACAACACAUCAUAAAACAUUUCAGAGAGAAACCUAUUUUGGAUGAACUUACGCCCAACUACAAAGCAUACGUCCUCCAGCGACUACCAACGUCUCUUCCCUUGACCGUCACUGCAAACCUCAUCAGUGACGAGAGCUACUGGAAACGCUGCUGUGAGGCUCUCUGGGCCGUCAGUGACGUCUCCACCUACGACAACAGCUGGAAGCGCAUGUUCUUCGAGCGUCACCUAGAGAACAUCAUUGAAUACUUCAUCCCAGAUGCAACCGACACCAAGACAGUCCUGGACGCGGUGCCACUGUGUGGAAGCUACGUGAAGCGGCUGAGAGUCUCUCAGCUGCUGCCACCCAUCCGAGAGUCGGCCCGGUUUGACGAGGACGACCGCUCGGAUUGUGCCAGCGACACGGGCAGCGAAGGACCCUCGGUGGAUCACUUCGAUUUCCGUAUUCUGCUCGACAAACUUCCGAACCUGGAAGAGCUCAGCGUGGUGUACGGCGUGAAAGGAUGCGGCAUGAACUUCGAGUGGAACUUGUUUGAGUUCACCUUCAGAGACUGUGAAUCCCUCGCAAAAGCCCUUCAUUCCUGCAAGACUUUACAGGUCUUCAGGAUCCAUCGCAGUAAGGUGGACGAUGAGAAGUGUUGUCUGCUUGUGAGUCAACUGCUGGAUCACCCGUCUCUACAGGAGCUCGACUUUUCACACAAUCACAUCGGGGACCGCGGAGCCCGAGCCAUCGGAAAGCUCCUGAACCGCAGUCAGCUGAAGAAGCUGGUCAUCUGCAACAACCAGAUCAGAGGUCCAGGAGCUCAGGCGCUGGCUCAUGCUCUGUCCAGAAACACCAGCCUGAUGUCCCUCAACCUCAGGCUCAACCGCAUCGGGGAUGAAGGGGGUCAAGCUCUGGCUCAGGCUCUGGUGAAGAACAAGACCUUGGUGAACCUUCAUCUGGGGGGAAAUAAGAUGACCGAACCCUCGGCCGUGGCGCUGUCUCAGGCCCUGGUGGAGAACUGUACCCUCGAGAACCUAAACCUGUCCAACAACAAACUGGGAGUUGACGGAGGGAAGGUUCUGGAGGAAGGGAUGUCCCACAACAGCAGUCUGGUGGAGUGUGACCUUCGGCUGACCGAUGUGGCUCAGGACAGUGAGUACUGCAUCACUCAGGCUCUGCGCACCAAUCAGAGCCAAGCUGCAUGCAAAAAUCAAACACCAGGAUGAUCCCAGUGUCAAAAUCUGAGCCAAUGAAGAACAUCGUAAACAAAUAAAAAAUUGAGCAAAAUGUCUAUUAUUAUUAUUGAAGCAAGACCUUACAGACAUUUAACUGACUGAUAUAAAUAUACUUUGCAUAGUUCAUAUUUCACCCUAAAAUUAAAAUAAUAAAUGUAUUUUGCAUAA
Carassius auratus (goldfish) is the source of this 2051-nucleotide messenger RNA. It is a transcript of the gene drc5, whose product is annotated as dynein regulatory complex subunit 5. The record is from RefSeq and is a predicted model, not a curated record. NCBI's taxonomy places the organism in Eukaryota, Metazoa, Chordata, Actinopteri, Cypriniformes, Cyprinidae. The coding region runs from base 525 to 1874 and encodes 449 amino acids. Gene Ontology annotation, molecular function: protein binding. The transcript is spliced from 5 exons.